CCUGUGAUGUUUUUAAAGCCUGCAGGGAGUCAAUGAAAACCAACGGAGGAAGCGUUUCCAGCCGAUGCAGUUCCCUGUUCUCAGUGACAGCUGAGUGGAAACUCCAUCCGGAGCAGGAAGAGUCGGAUGUCUGCCGCAGCAAACUGCAGCUGUUCAGCCUGGCAGGAGGAGCCAGCAGGACUAACCUCAGAGGAGUCAUCCCGCUGUUGAAGGUCCUAGACCAGACACUAAACUCUCCUCCUGUAGUCAGCGACAGCCUCCUUCAUGAAUUGCUUAAAGAUGCACUAACAGGAACCAACAGGACAUUUCUCAUCUACUGCAUCAACCCUCACGGUUUCCUUGAUGAUGAAACUCAAUCUGCUUUACAUUUGGCUCAGAAAGUGAGGGGAUUAGUUACUAAACCCACUUCUGUUUGCUGGAAUCCGAGGACAAUUGAGCAAGAGCUUCGUGAAAGGAUCACGGAGCUACAAAAUGUGGUACUGCUAGGGGAGAGUGAGGUACAGAGCAUUUACAAGUUAGCUCAGCUGACUCAGAAUCUGAAGAUAGUGAAACAUCAGUCGUGGGAGAAGAGGAGAGAGGAGUCAGAGAGAAUAAAAGCCAAAAUUAAGAAAUCAUCAAUCAGCAGCCAACAACUUUCUGUAGAUUGUCUCAUGAAAGAGAAAGGAAGUACAGAAACAGCUAAAUAUCUGCAGGAAAAGUUGAGACAAGAAAUGGAGGAACACAUCAGAGAAGGUAAAGGGAGCGCAGAAAAGGUCCAGGAGCGGGUAACCAGAAUCCAACAGCUGAAGGAAGCUCUGAGAGAGGAAACACUGAAGAAUGGGAAUGUUUCAGUAAAGGCCCAAUUCUGUCAACAAGUAAUGUACAUUGUCUCAAAUUUUGCAUUGUUUAUGUUGUCCACUGAUCAAGCUCAGGUACUCAAUUUCUAUUUCCAGUUUAGAUGGAUUGAGCCAUUUAUCUUAAAGCUAGAAACAUGAACGGAAAACCAGAAAUUUGCCAUUUACAAUUAUUAAUGUUUUGGUCACUUAAACACAACAUUUUCAAUGACUAUUUUUGAUCUAUUCUUGAUUUCUUUCAGAAAAAUCUAACAUAUUUUCGCUGUUAAUCAAAAGUUUCUGCUGAGAAAAUGUAUGCACUUUUGCCACAAUAAUUUGUAAAAAUUUACAACCUCACUAACUUUUCUGUCUGAGUUUAUGCCUAGUCUUUAUAGCAUCAAGCUUUAAAAACUAAAACCUACAUAUUACAGGUAUUUCUAACAUUAAGAAGCAUAAAAUGGUGACAUAUUUUCCUGGAGUCUUAGUAAAACAGAUGUCCUUGUGAGUAGGCUACCUCGCAGCAUGACAUCAUCAGCUUUACCAUAAUGGAGUACCAGUAUAGUUCUGACAAAAAUAAUCUUUUUCUGGUGUAAGGGUUCUUUCAAUCUGGUCUGACAAACUUUUUACAUGGUGUAUCAUUAAGAAAACCUUCCAUAUGCGACUUUGUCGCAUAGCCUAAUUUUAGAGGGAGGGAUCUUUUUCGGGUCUUACUCAAAAAGGUGAGAUCGACUCAUAAAUCGUUUAGUCUGGUUUUAAGACGCCUAUAGUGAUCAAUGCUCAACACUGUUUCACUGUGACGGCAUAGAUAACUUUGUAGCUGUCACUCUAGCCUGGUUACUUAUUUUCUUCUUUUACCAGGAGUGUC
Molecule: messenger RNA, 1677 nt
Organism: Xiphophorus maculatus (southern platyfish)
Lineage: Eukaryota; Metazoa; Chordata; Actinopteri; Cyprinodontiformes; Poeciliidae
Product: kinesin-like protein KIF27
Exons: 7
Coding region: 33-974 (313 amino acids)
Source: RefSeq, a predicted model, not a curated record